Messenger RNA from Aplosporella prunicola CBS 121167, 1665 nucleotides. RefSeq lists its product as uncharacterized. Bases 1 to 1665 code for a protein of 554 amino acids. Gene Ontology annotation, biological process: proteolysis. NCBI's taxonomy places the organism in Eukaryota, Fungi, Ascomycota, Dothideomycetes, Botryosphaeriales, Aplosporellaceae. The transcript is spliced from 7 exons. Gene Ontology annotation, molecular function: serine-type carboxypeptidase activity. The record is from RefSeq and is a predicted model, not a curated record.
AUGAGGCUCUCGACCCUCGCCCUCGCCUUCUCGGCCGCCCUCGCCUCCCUCGUCUCCGCUGCUCCUCCGUCCUUCGCCCCCGCCUCCGCCGCCGACGCAGACUCCAAGCCCACCCUCCCCCGCGCAAACGUCUUCGAGCGCGCCGAUGCCGUCAAGCGCGCUUUCGUCGAGAAGCGCCGCGCUGGCCAGCCGUUCCAGAAUCAGCGCUUGCAGCGUCGCGCUAGUGCGUACUUGAACGAUAAGUCCCAGAAGUUCGUGGUCAAUGGCUCUGCGCUCCCAGAGGUCGACUUCGACAUCGGCGAGUCGUAUGCCGGCUUGCUGCCGAUUUCGGGGGACAAGAACGAGACGAGAGAGCUGUUUUUCUGGUUUUUCCCGUCGACAAACCCGCUGGCGAAGGAUGAGCUCGCGAUCUGGCUCAAUGGCGGCCCUGGCUGCAGCUCACUCAGUGGCUUGCUCACGGAAAAUGGCCCGUUCACUUGGAUGUCGGGCACGCUGGCGCCGACGCAGAAUCCUUACACCUGGGUGAACUUGACCAAUAUGCUUUGGGUCGAGCAGCCUGUCGGUGUCGGCUUCAGCAAGGGUACCCCGGAUAUUACGGACGAGUUGGGCAUGGCCAAGGAGUUCCUCGGUUUUUAUAAGCAGUUUGUUGAUACCUUUGAGCUUCAUGGCAAUAAGGUUUACGUCACGGGAGAGAGUUACGCUGGUUACUACGUUCCUUACAUUGCGGAUGCCAUGAUUCAAGCCAACGACAAGGAUUACUACAACCUUGCUGGUAUUGCUAUUAACGAUCCUAUCAUUGGAGACGACAUCUUGCAGCAAGAAGUCGUAAUCGCGCCGUACGUGCACUACUGGAAGAACCUGUUUAACCUGAACGAUACCUUCCUGGAGGAGAUGGACAAGAGAGCAGACUCUUUCAACUUCACCACGUACCUUGACAACUACCUGACUUUCCCUCCGCCGCAAGAGCCAUUCCCGAAUAUAAAGGGUAGCAUGUUCGAGUACGUGUACUCGGCCGCGCUUGACAUCAACCCGUGCUUCAACAUUUACCACAUCACCGACACGUGCCCGCACCUGUACUCGGUCAUGGGCAUAGUCAACCAAGGCGACUACAGCCCCCCAGGCCAAGAAGUCUACUUUGCGCGCGAAGACGUCCAAGCAGCCAUCAACGCACCCAUCAUCGGCAAGGCCUGGGAGCAGUGCAGCAGCAGGUCCGUCUUCCCCGGCGGCGACCAGUCGCUGGGCCCCGCCGUCGACGGAACCCUCCAGCGCGUCAUUGAGCAUACGAACAACACCAUUGUCGGCGUCGGCGACCUCGACUUCAUCCUGCCGACCAACGGCUCCCUGCUGGCCCUGCAGAACACGACCUGGAACGGCUUGCAGGGCUUGCAGGAAUUCCCGUCAAAGCCGUUCUUCGUCCCUUUCCACCCCGAGUACAAUGGCGGCUCGCUGUCUGAGGCGGGCACCGUGGGCAGGUGGGGCGCAGAGCGUGGUCUCACUUUUUACUCGGUCCAGUUGGCCGGCCAUGAGCUUCCGGGCUAUACCCCUGGUGCUGGGUACAGGUCUAUCGAGCUCCUUCUUGGUCGCAUCAAGGACUUGAGCUCCGACGAACCGUUCUCGACGCAGAAGAACGUCGUCUCUGAAGCGAGCGGUAAUGAGCGGCCUUAG